UACCAGUUGGUUGCGGUUGUUAUAGACAGAAACAAUAUUUUGAAUUUUACAGCACAUUUUUUUUUUUUUUUCAGCAUUAUCUUCUAGGGAAUUACCCGUCAUAUUUGUUGAUCAUUUUCAAGCCAAGACGAUAUACGAGUAGAGAGGUUUUCGAGCGGGAGACUGAAUCAGCACUCAGCAGCAGUUAACAAGAAUGCUUUAGGACGACGGACAGUGAAGACGGCUUUUUGCGGGCAGAAUGUGAUCCAAGAAAGAGAGAGAGAGAGAGAGAGAGAGAGAGAGAGAGAGAGAGAGAGAGAGAGAGAGAGAGAGAGAGAGAGAGAGAGAGAGAGAGAGAGAGAGAGAGAGAGAGAGAAGAAGAAGAGGGGGGGUGGGUGGAACAGAAAUAAAUAAAUAAUAUAAUCAAAUAAAAUAAAAGCAAUAAAGGCACGGGAAUCAAAUACGGGAGACAGAAGUACUGCAGUCUAUCGUAAAGCAUGUUGGCCAAGAAAAGAAUCUACAUCGCCCUCCCUCUGGUGUUUAUGGCGGCUGUCUACAGAGGUUUGGUCGCGGAUUACACAAGCUCUCUGAAGCUUGUCCUGACUCCAGUUUCUCAGAACAGAAAAAUACCAACUACAGCAUCAUACGACGUUGCGUUCGAAGACACCAUUUCGAACAGCACCUGGUCUUCAGCGUGGGUGCCCUCGUCAAGAACGCUUGGAGAAAAAACGAAAGAAAGUUUCCCCAAUGCAACUAAAGCAGAAAAAUCCGAAACGAAGAAGAUUCUUUUCUACACCAAGUUCUUCACCGAGGGCUGGCAGACCUUCCUGGGCAACAGGACGAACUUGACCUUACAUGGUUGCCCUGAAACCCGUUGCGUGUUCACCUUCGACCGCGACGGCGACCAAGACGAUGCGGACGCCCUCAUCUUCCACGCCAAUGAUUUCGACGCUAAGGCGGUGCCAAGGGCGCGGCGACCCCACCAGAAGUACGUCUGGUUCAACCUUGAAGCUCCGGUGCCCCUUCAAAGUCACCAAAGAGGUCGCGACUUCUUCAACUGGACCUUCUCUUAUAACAGGGACUCGGACUUGUUUUUGCCGUACGGGGUGUUGACGCCGCUUCAGGCUGAAGUACAUGACCUCACGGGUCGACCUUCCCUUCUGGAUAAAAGCAGCACGACCUUUUUCAAGUACAUGCAAGACCUGAACAACAACGUCUCCCUCGAGGACGACCUCAAGUACGACUGGUCCUCCUUCCUCCGCCGGCCGAAAAUUGCUGCUUGGAUGGUGUCGAACUGCCGCACCUGGUCAGGUCGCGAAAGGUACGUGAAGGAGUUGCAGCGAUAUGUACAGGUAGACGUGUAUGGCAAGUGUGGGACUCUCGUGUGCGACAAGAACCACCGUGACACGCACUGCUACACUGACGUCCUCUCCGUCAAUUACCUCUUCUACCUGUCCUUCGAGAACAGUCUGUGCCGGGAUUACAUAACCGAGAAGGUAUGGUUUCCGAUGCUCCACGGGCUGGUGCCGGUAGUCUAUGGAGGGGCUACAUAUACGGACUAUCUCCCCCCAAACUCCUACAUUGAUGCAAGGACUAUGUCACCGAGGGAUCUUGCUGUACUCCUUGUCAAGCUAUCCAACUCCCGCACAGAAUACGCUCGCUAUCACCUGUGGCGCCAGCACUGGAAGGUCACGCCGUUCCCUCCCUUAUGCGAACUCUGCUUCAAGCUUCACCGGGAGAGCAGCGUGACAACCGUGGUCGACCUCAAAGCCUGGUGGAGCUCGGUCAAUAACUGCAGUUACCUGCAACCGUCCUCGGCUUCUGGGGUUGAGUCCUUCUCGGAAAAGUUGUCCGGAGCCGCGAAGAUGCUGACCCUCUGGGCGAAGACGGCUCUGCAGGUCAUACCUUGACUUGGGAUGACCUUUGACCUCGCCUGGUUGAAUUGAAGUUUCUUGGUGUGGAAAUACAUUCGGUUGUUGUUUUCAUGUUAUGCCAGGAGAGAUUUUGUGAUGCGUCCCCUGUUCGGUUUUAAAAAAUUAUCUUGAUUUCUGGGUUAAAUAUUCGUUUUGUGUACCACGGAAGUGAAUGUUUAAUAAAAAUAACAAUAUG
Messenger RNA from Penaeus chinensis, 2088 nucleotides. RefSeq names its product alpha-(1,3)-fucosyltransferase C-like. Gene Ontology annotation, cellular component: membrane. The coding region runs from base 477 to 1889 and encodes 470 amino acids. Gene Ontology annotation, molecular function: alpha-(1->3)-fucosyltransferase activity. The transcript is spliced from 6 exons. NCBI's taxonomy places the organism in Eukaryota, Metazoa, Arthropoda, Malacostraca, Decapoda, Penaeidae. The record is from RefSeq and is a predicted model, not a curated record.